UCCCAGGGAUGGUAAUCGACGAUGCUGUAGAAAAGCGAUUACUUUUUGCUCCUCCCCCACAAAUCAGAGUGGAGUGUGGAACUUAGUGCGGGCAAGAAGUUAAACAAAGUGGCUGGCGUCAGGGUGAGGGUGCGGGAGCUGACCGAGAUCUUUGAAAGGACCUCCUUACAAUACAUGCUUCCGAUUAUUAACUUUGUUUCAAUUAUAAGAACAGAGCUGUGCAACGGAUCCAUAGUUUUUGAUUGCACCUCUCUUAGAAGUUGCAUGCAAAUCCUCAGGAAGCAGGUUUUUUUAAUGUAAUUAUCAUCACUCAAGGAAAACUUUUUGCUGAAGAACUUUGCCUUUGAUUUACCAGAAUGAUGCUGAUGCUUUCCAACACGAUUGCUUGCAUUCUGAUCCUUGCAACAGCUGUCAAUGCAAAUAGCAAGGUGUUUGGAGACACAGACCAGGUCCGGAUGACAUCAGAAGGCUCGGACUGCCGCUGCAAGUGCAUCAUGAGGCCCCUGAGCAAGGAUGCCUGCAGCCGUGUCAGGAAUGGGAGCAUGCGUGUGGAGGACUUCUACACGGUGGAGACAGUGAGCUCCGGGUCUGACUGCAAGUGCUCCUGCACCGCCCCUCCAGCCUCGCUCAACCCCUGCGAGAACGAGUGGAAGAUGGAGAAGCUGAAGAAGCAGGCUCCAGAGCUGCUCAAGCUGCAGUCCAUGGUGGACCUACUGGAGGGAACUUUGUACAGCAUGGACCUCCUCAAAGUUCACACCUACAUCAACAAAGUGGUCUCCCAGAUGAACACCCUUGAGGAGACCAUUAAGACGAAUCUCACCAGGGAGAAUGACUUUGUGAAAGACAGCAUGAUAAACUUGAGCAACCAACUGAAGCGCUAUGAGAAUUAUUCUGACAUUAUGAUGAGCAUCAAGAAGGAGAUCUCAAGUCUGGGUCUGCAGCUGCUACAGAAAGAUGCUUCUGCUGUUCCCGAUAGCAAAGCCCAGGAAACUUCUGGAGAGAAGACUAAAGCAGUAAAUAAAUAUAUUGGCAAAAAGGUACCCAAGACAGAUAAAACCCCAAAGGAAAAACCAAUAAAGCCCAAGAAAGAAAAUGUUAAGGGUGUGAAACCCACCCCCAAAACCAAGGCAGCAGGGCACCAACCUGGAGUGAUCAGAGGAAUCACCUACUACAAAGCUGGGAAUCCUGAGAGCAGCGAACACAACCCCAGCAGCAGAGAGAACACAGCGAAAGCUCAUUCCCGUUCUGAAGUGCAAGAGUUACAGCCUCAGGACAGGCCUCACAUGCUCAACAACUCUGAAGAUCUAAGAGCAGUUCCCUCAGAAACCACUACCACCACCACCGCUGUUCCCACGACGACAACCUCUGCUCCCACGGCAACCACCACCACCACCACUGUAUCCACGACCACCACCACUGAGAAUCCAGCGCCAACCGUCAUGAUUGUCCUUGAGAAUGUAGACAAUUCCAGUGGCUCUCUCAACAGAGUGCUUAAAGAUGGGGAGUGUGAAGGGACCAUAUCAUCGAUAGAGUUGCCUGAGAGACACCACAGCUAUGGACGCAAUGAGGGAGCCUGGAUGAAAGACCCCUUGGCCAAGGACGGAAAGAUCUACGUUACCAAUUAUUACUAUGGCAACAACCUUGUGGAGUUCAGGAAUCUGGAAAACUUCAAACAAGGUCGCUGGAGCAACUUGUACAAGCUGCCUUAUAACUGGAUCGGCACAGGCCACGUCGUUUACAAUGGAGCCUUUUACUACAACAGAGCCUUCACCAAAAACAUCAUUAAGUAUGACCUAAAGAUGAAAUAUGUGGCCUCCUGGACCCUUCUCCAUGACGUUGUGUAUGAGGACACCACCCCCUGGAAGUGGAGGGGUCACUCUGACAUUGACUUUGCAGUGGAUGAAAGUGGCUUGUGGGUCAUUUACCCUGCCAUCGAUUACGACUACUCCCAGCAGGAAGUCAUUGUCAUCAGCAAGCUGGACCCAAGCGACCUUUCCAUUAAGAAGGAGAGCACAUGGAAGACAGGCCUGAAGCGCAACUCCUAUGGCAACUGCUUUAUCAUCUGUGGGGUGUUGUACGCCGUGGAUGUUUACAACCAGAAGGAGGGCGAGGUCUCCUACGCGUACGACACUCACACAAACACAGAGGCCACCCCCACACUGCCAUUUACUAACGAGUAUGCCUUCACCACUCAGAUUGACUACAAUCCCAAAGAAAAGGUCCUCUAUGCCUGGGACAAUGGCCAUCAACUAACAUACAAGAUCAACUUUGUACAGUAGUUGAUUAUCAGUCGUCAAGGUCCCCCCUGUCACCAAGCACUUUUUAAUCUUUUGUAUGUUAGUUGAUAAAUUGACAAAUUAAUGCAUAACUUCUGCACUUCGGUUCUAGGACAAAUGGAAGCAGCAAUGCCUUACUGCACUUGUAUAUUAUCAUUAACUCAAUUGUUUGCAGGGAUCCUAGAUAAAAAAAAUGAAAUUCUCAGAUAAAAAAAUAAAAAUCCAAGUUAUUCUGUAAGUAAAAUAAAAUAUCUAGAAAUGAGUUUUCCCUGCCACAUUAUAAGACACACAAAACAGUACAGUUGGGUAAUAGUUUGUAACAAACAGACCUAAUCCCUCAGCCAACCAUUCCCAGAAAAAGAACAGGUUGCUGCACCAAAAAAUAAAAUAAUUUGGUACAGAAGGUCUGUAUGACAGCACAAAAAACGAAUUUAGUGUUCAAAUUGUUAUGCAAAAAAUGGUAGGACAUAUUUAUUAAUACUCAGCGUUCCUUAUAGUACACCCAAUAUCCUCUGCACACAUUUAGCUCAUUGUAACAUAUAUAUAUAUAUAUAGCGUACCCAUGGUUAAUUGGGAGAUAGCUGAGUAAAGAUCUUAUAAGCAAAUAAAAAAAACAAAUCAAUUAAUUAUAAGUCUGACAACACGAAGCCAAGUCUGAAAAAUCCUCUUCGUAAAAAGCAAAAGAUCAAAACUAACCGUUCAUUAGUUUAACCAAGGGAAAAAAAAUAUGCAUAUCCAAAGAAAACGGAAAAAAGAUCAUUAUAAUCCACCAAGCAUGGUUGUAAAAGAUAGAUCUCACCCAAGUCCAGGAAAGGAAAACAUUGUCCGAUCAGAUGAGCUGAAGUUGAUUCAGCUUUGAAGACUGACAAAUCCGAACAGGUAAGCAGAAGAUACAAAGCAGUAAAACAGCAGGUUUGAAAAAAUAAACUGGUACUUUCCCAAAGCAAAAAUAAACAAACACCUUGGCUAGCGAAAAAAAACAACCCAAAGAACCUAACUUAAUUUUAAACUGUUUACCUGAUUAGAAAACUAAAAAAGGUGAGCAAAAAAGAUAAAAAGAACUAUGAAAUAAUACUCACUGAAGUGAAACAAAACCUCAGUACUAUAUAGCACCACACAAUGUGGCAAUGCCACAUAUUGCCCUUCUUGCUUAGGGGAAAUGGUCCCAUGAGAUCUAUGCCCAGCAUCUCUCCUGGUUCAUGGACUGAGGUGGAUUGUAAGAACCCAGCUGGUUUACUAUUGGGAGGUUUGUAUUGUUGACACAUAGUGCAUUCUUUGAUAUGUUUCCAGGUAUCUUAAGAACACAAGAACAUAAGAAAGUUUACAAAUGAGAGGAGGCCAUUCAGCCCAUCUUGCUCGUUUGGUUGUUAGUAGCUUAUUGAUCCCAGAAUCUCAUCAAGCAGCUUCUUUUCAGGUCAAAAAAGUCCCCUGGGUUGACAUUGUCUAUACCUUUUAGGAUUUGAAUCAGAUCACUGCGUAGUCUUCUUUGUUCAAGACUGAAUAGAUUCAAUUCUUUUAGCCUGUCUGCAUACGACAUGCCUUUUAAAACUGGGAUAAUUCUGGUUGCUCUUCUUUGCACUCAUUCUAGAGCAGACAUAUCCUUUUUGUAACGAGGUGACCAGAACUGAACACAAUAUUCAUCUUGAUGAACUGCAGGCCAACAUUCGUUCUCCAGGAUACGUAGGAGUGUCUUAAGGCGCCCAACAUGACCUCCAAGAGGGUUGUCGUGAUAGUAAUCCAGGAACGCUGAAGUCAUCCUCUUUGGUACCACCAACUGAAACUGUUGCCCGCCAUGUGAGACUGGUGUUCUUCUAUACACCAGCCCUUGCAUGAUGGAGAAGGCAAUCUGAUCUUGUCUGGAAGGAGUCUGUGUGUUGAUGGUAUGUCUGAUGUCCGUGAUAUAAGGAUCCUUGGACCGUGUGGCCGCAACUUUGUCCAGUGACGUCGGCAGAUCCUUACUGAUGGAGCUGGACUGGUCAGCAUACACUGCCAUUAAGGUAGAAGACUGCACAGGCACUCUUGAGAGAGCAUCAGGCCCCAGAUUUAGACUUCCCUUCCUGUAGAUUACCUUGAAGGUAAACUGUUGUAAACGCAAUGUCCAUCUUGUAAGCCUGGACGAUGUUUUUGGUAUAUUAAAACCCCAGGACAAAGCAGCAUGGUCAGUAACCACCUCGAAUAUGAUACCUUCCAGGUGGUGGCAGCACUUCUCCACUGCCCAGACGACUGCCAAGCAUUCUUUCUCCGAGGUCGAAUAAUUCUUUUCUGCCGAGUUGAGGAUCCGGGAUGUGAGGGCAAUGACAUGUUAAUUAUCUUCAACACUCUGAGCCAGAAUGGCCCCAAGUCCCACCUCACUGGCGUCUGUGUACACUCGGAAAGGUUUGUUUAGAUCAGGGUGACUUAACCCAGGAGAAGCUUGCAGGGCAUUCUUUAGCUGCUCCGUGCUGUUCUGGCAGUCCUCCGUCCAUUGCCAAGGCACUCCUUUUUUCUUGGUGCUGCCAAGUCUGCAAAAUGGGGAAUAAAUUUGUGGUACCAGCCUGCUAAACCUAAAAAACUCUUUACAGCCUUUAGGUUGGUGGGAAUUGGAUACUGCUGUGUGGCCUCCACCUUCUCAGGGUCAGCAGCAGUCUUCUCCUGAUACCACAUGGCCCAGAAACUUGAGACUGCGUUGAAGAAAGUGACAUUUUGCCAUGUUGAGUGUAAGAUUAGCUAGGUGGAGCUUGCUAAAUACUUGCCCAAGAUCUUCAAAGUGCUUGGUCUUAUCAGGUGAGUAUACAAUUAUAUCAUCGAUAUAUACAAAACAGAACUUUCCACUUAACUCUCCCAGGACCUGUUCCAUCAAUAUCUGGAACGUUGCUGCUGCAUUUUUUAACCCACACGGCAUUACACGGAACUGGUAGAGUCCAAAUGGAGUGGUAAAAGCAGUCUUCUGUCAGCUGGAAUCAUCCAUGGCUACCUGCCAAUAUCCCAAUUUAAGGUCCAAAGUACAAAAUACAGCUACUCCCUGUAGUGACUAGUAUGUCAUGCACAUUUGGCAUGGGAUGCGCGUCAAACUGAGUUUUGCCCUUCAGGCGGCGGUAAUCCACACAGAAGCAGUAAGUCCCAUCCUUCUUUUCAGUUAGGACCACUGGCACUCCAUGAUGAAGAUGAUAGCUCCACAACCUUGUCUUCACUCAUUUUUUUAAGAUGCUGCUGUAUCAGCAGUCUUUUUUGUGGAGAUGCUCUAUAGGCUCUACAACGUCCUGGAAACUCAUCAGUAGUGUAAAUGACAUGCUUGGUUACGAUGGUCUUGCCUAGCUGGACUGUGCACACGGAUGGCCACUGCUUCUUUAAUGACUCAAGGUCACAUGGCAGACUACAAUGUGUUUGUGCAAUGCCAGAUAUUUUCACCAUGCAUUUUGCCUCAUCACACAGCACAUCCUUGGAUCCAGUGUUAAGUGCUUUGUCAGCGACGUGGGAGAUAGCCAUGUAUACACUGACUGAAGAUAACGUAUCAGGAACUGUUCUUACCUUCCACAGCUGCCUCCACUCUGCAGACUUCAGGAAAGGAUAACAUGAAUAAUUAUUUUGGUCUUUAACUCCAAACUGCUUUCCAACAAUGUCAAUUUCAGUACUGGUUUUACACAGACAAUCCAAACCCAAAGCCAGGUGAAUGUCAUCCAUGAUAUAGGUAUCCAGAGUCCAUAGUUCUCCAUGGAAAUUAUAUGCUAGACGCACCUUACCCAGGAAACCAUGUGUUUGGCCAUCCGCCAAAACAAAAGCUUGAUCCUCGCAUGGUAUAAGGGUGUCUUCAGGUCUUUGUACCUGGUUCCAAAGCUGUUUCUUCAGCAGAGUGAAUGUACACCCAGUGUCCAACAGUGCAGGUCCAUGCAUAUCUCUAACAGCUAUUUACACAACAAGUAGAGUAGGCUUGACAUGAUGUUCACACUCAGGUCUUGAUCUCUUGACAUGCUGUAGGACACUGAUGUCAGCUGCUUUCUUUGGGUAGGGGCGAGCUGUCUUUCUCAGGUUUUUCUGUUGAGACCUUGCUGUUAAUUUUAGCCCAGUAUUCCUUUUGAAAUGACCAGUCUCUCUCCACCAUGGUACCUACCCUGACUAAUUCAGGUACAGUGCUAACGGCUCUACGCAGGCAGCUGGCAAGUUUAGGGUUGGUAUUAUUUAAAAUGCGUCUCACAACCUCUGUUUCAACAAUGUCUGGCUUCCACUUCAGACACAUGGCUCGGAAGUUGUGUGCAAAAUCUCUGAUGCAUUCUCCUGGGCUCUCCCGGGAACUGUUUACCUGGCAAGGCAUAACACCAGUUUAAAUUAAAAACUGGCAAGUAAUGCAAUUAUAGCACCACACAAUGUGGCAAUGCCACAUGUUAACACAGGAAGCAUUUAUUGUUGUUGUUGUUACAUUUGUUGUCUCUUUGUGUUGUAUUUUAGUUUAUAACUUUAAUUAUUCUUGAACUGUAACCUUGUAUUACAGUGUAACAUGUGCAAGUCGCUUUGGAUAAAUGCGUCUGCUAAAUAAAUAAAUACAAUAAAGUGGUUACACUUUCAAAUUCUAAGCAAGUUACAAGCUUACCAGCAUCAUUAAUCAUAAAACAAACAUACUUUUUUUUUUACUUCAAAUAUUACAAAUAGUUCCCUGUUGUUAAAAAAAAAAAAAAAUCAUGUUAGUUCAACUCCGAGUUAGUCUUCAUCAUCCGGAUGGCUAUUGUUAAAAUAGAGCUGCAGCAUUCCAGUCCAAUUGGUCUGACUUUGGAAUGGCACCACCUCCCUAAUGUGCUUGCUGAAAAAAUCUCCAACUGCCGGUUGAUCCCCUUUGUACAGAGGAAUGUCGGCUUUUACACACAUUUUGACAAAAUCUGAAACAACAGUUUCACGCUGUUCUUUGGCAGUAAGACGCUGAACUGAUCCAAACACAGCGGUCUGUUUCAGUGUUUUCGAUGGCCCUGCUGUUUCAGCCUCAUCUUGUUUACGUUUCCUUGCAUUCAAUGUAUGUAUAGCGCUUCCCAUGUGUUCUAAUGGUCUGCCUACGAGUGUAACAGCACAUUACCAUUGACGUGAAAUUCGUCCUUGUCAAACUCGUUGACCCGAUCUUUAGGGGUGAUUUUUAUUGUUUUCGGCAUCUUUGAACAGCUCUGAAUAGUGAAGUAAACUGAACUUGAAUACCGGAAGCAGUUUUAUUAGACAUGUAUGUUUAUGUAAGUUUAAAGCAAAGUUGUCUGUGUUAAUGUUUAUAUAUCAUACAUGUAUUUGGUUAUUAUCAAACAAACAAAAUAAGCCUUGCAUAUUUUUUGCCCAUCCCCAAGCGUAAAACUAAAAAAUCUAUGUUUAUUCCGUGUUAUCAUAGACAAAUCCAGCAUCAACACAAAUCCAAACCAUGUAAAUAUCGAAUCCACAUGUUUUACUGCUAAACAUGUCAUUUUAAGCCAUGCAGUUAUACUGCAGCCUCAGCAUUACUAAAGUCCCAUUGGAUGUGUGGCGCCGCUUCCUUUAACCUGAGUAAGUUACUGUACCUGGGCUGGACCAGCUGCUGCUGAGCUCCCAACAUCUACCCUUUAUAAAACCAUAGCGAGAAGGAACCAUGAACUUAUACAAAAUGUUGCAAUAGGAUGAUCAAGAGAUUACACCUGACCAGUGCAGAAAGUCACAUUCAGUUUGUGUUUACUAAUGCUGGCGCAGGACUGCCACCUCCAAGAUGCAAAAAAAGGACUACUACCCCUCCCCCUACAAAGAGUCCUAGUGCCAACUACAGCUAAUUAUUACUAAAAUGUUUUAGAGAACCAUUUUACACAAAAACUAACACAAUACAUGUACUUUUAUGUUAUUAUAUAUCUUACCUUAUGUGUGUAGGGAGGAUGCAUGGUAGUGACACAGUGAAGCAGCAAACUGAUUGAUAGAUGCAGAUGACUGACAUCCACUGUUGUGUGUGUGUGUGUGUGUGUGUGUGUAUAUAUAUAUAUAUAUACACAGCUAUGGCCAAAGGUUUUGCAUCACUCUACAGAAUUAACACAUUUUGCUUCAUAAAGUCGAGUGCUAAUGUACAAGUGGUGAAAUACAAUUUUUUCGUGUUCAGUAGUGCAGUGUUGUCCGGGUUGCUGCUGGCCUUAAGCGACAGCUCCCGGUACUUGUUAGUCGUCUAAUAAGAACAAACGAGUAUAAUUAGAAACAACAAAACAAACAAACACUAAACACUCACUCCUUCAUGGGUUUGCUCGGAACCAUAACAAAGGAACAGAUCGCUUAGCCACGUCCCCUUUUGUAUCAUCAGUCACGCCCCCUUGGUUAGCGAGUGCAGCCGUUUCUCCUCCAAUCCGUGGUUGCCACAUCGCUUCCCUUCUGGGGUGAUCACUUGGUGUACCGUAGCUCCGCCCCCUUUCUAGAUGGCCGACUUCCACCUUUCCCUUGGAAUGAAUUGUCAGACCAUCCAGUCUGGGGCACUCUGUUCCCUUUACACAGCGCCCGCACAGGUCAGGAGGGAGAUUUAUAACCAAGAUUCAUUCUUUCUCUGUCACAGCAUGUAAUGAAAAACAGAAACAAAACAAGAAUUGCAAAAAUGCAGUAUUACUGAAUUACAGGUAUUUUGAGGUACUACUGCAAAGUUAAAGUGUCCAAAAUACUGCAGUGUUAGUACUGUUUUUCAAAGGGAAAUGUAACACUUAGCAUGUCCUUACAUUUCAGAGUUUGUCAAAAAGUGAUAUUAUGUUCUUUUGGUGAUAAGGUUUGUGGUAAUGCUUGUUUAUAUUACUGUGGUAACUGUGCUAAAUAGCUCCCGGAAACAUUGAAAACAUGUAUUCCUCUAUCUGUUUCUCUGUGUGUUGUGAUGUUUUUGUGGCUUCUACGUAUAUAACAUGUUUCCUUCAAUAAAGUAGAACUACCAUGUGA
Molecule: messenger RNA, 9146 nt
Organism: Acipenser ruthenus (sterlet)
Lineage: Eukaryota; Metazoa; Chordata; Actinopteri; Acipenseriformes; Acipenseridae
Product: olfactomedin-like protein 2A
Exons: 8
Coding region: 357-2279 (640 amino acids)
Biological process (GO): signal transduction
Source: RefSeq, a predicted model, not a curated record